AUUCUUUAAAUUUUUUUAAAAAUCUCUCUGUCCUCUAAAUUCUACUUUAAACAUCAGAGGCGUUAAAGCUUUUUCUCAUUCAAACACUCAUCAAACCAUAAAACCUCCAAUGGCAAUUUAACAAGUUUGUUCAUUUACAAACUCUUCUCAGCAACCUCUCAGUGCAAUAUGUACAAGAAUCAGUUGCAAGAGCUAGCACAGGAAAGCUGUUUCAGCCUCCCAUCAUAUACUUGCACAAGAGAAGGACCAGAUCAUGCUCCAAGAUUCAAAGCUUCUGUGAACUUCAACGGCGAAAUAUUUGAAAGCCCAACUUAUUGUUCCACUCUCAGACAAGCUGAGCAUUCAGCUGCCGAAGUUGCUCUCAGUGCUCUCUCUUCAAAGGGUCCUUCUAAGUCUCUAACUGCUAGAGUUCUUGAUGAGACUGGGAUCUACAAGAAUCUGCUUCAAGAGACAGCACAUAGAGCUGGUCUUGACCUACCGGUUUAUACAAGUGUGAGAUCAGGACCUGGUCACAUCCCAACGUUCUCUUGCACUGUGGAGCUUGCUGGAUUAAGAUUUAGUGGAGAAUCAGCAAAGACUAAGAAGCAAGCUGAGAAGAAUGCUGCUAUUUCAGCUUGGUUCUCCUUGAGAAAAAUGCCAACAAGCUUGGACUCUCAAAGAGGUGAAGAGAAAGAACGAGAAGUAGUUGCAAGAGUCCUCUCAAGAUUUAGACCCAAAGAAGUGAGAAGAAGAGAACAACAUCACUCAAGAAGAAGAGCAAUCCGACAAGACACAACAACCACAAGAGAUUUCUUGUGUGAAAAGCUCAGGUUGAUUAGUCCAUAUACCGAAGAAGCUUCAUCAUCAUCAUCAUCAGCAAAACACAACCAAACACUACCACCGAGAUUCUGGUCUUCAACAACAGAUCUCCAACAACAACAAGAAUGCAAAGUCAAAUCAUUGCUAGAGAAGUCUAAAGAACAUGCAGGGCUAAAACAGAGGAGCCCAGAUGAUGAUGCAAAGCCAGAGAUGAUAGUAAAGUCGUUUCCUUUGUCUUUUAAUCCACCAUCGUCGUCAUCAAUGGAGAGAAGAAGCUGUUACAGUAAACUUCUUCCUUUUCCGGAGAUGUUUGCUGGAGGUUUAGGGUUAAACCAUCAGAAACUCGCUCCAGCUGUUCAUAUGAGAUCAGUGAUUCCAGUUUGUUCAGCUCCUCCACCUACCCCACCAUCGAUGCAGUUCAAUGAACCCAACACAUCUUCUUGUUCUGCUCCAAGCUCGUUGGGAAUCAAAGGGCAAGAGAAGAAGUCUCUGAGAUGGGAGAUGAUCGAAUCAAAAAUCAGUUCCAACCCAUGAUUAAGGUUGUGUCUU
Molecule: messenger RNA, 1347 nt
Organism: Raphanus sativus (radish)
Lineage: Eukaryota; Viridiplantae; Streptophyta; Magnoliopsida; Brassicales; Brassicaceae
Product: double-stranded RNA-binding protein 3
Molecular function (GO): double-stranded RNA binding
Source: RefSeq, a predicted model, not a curated record